Melanotaenia boesemani (Boeseman's rainbowfish) is the source of this 1416-nucleotide messenger RNA. RefSeq lists its product as uncharacterized. The record is from RefSeq and is a predicted model, not a curated record. The transcript is spliced from 9 exons. Bases 216 to 1271 code for a protein of 351 amino acids. Lineage: Eukaryota; Metazoa; Chordata; Actinopteri; Atheriniformes; Melanotaeniidae.
CACGAUGAAGAGCUGCAGGACCUAGCAUGAAGGUCGGAGGGACACAACAGAAGUAAAGAGUCUGUGUUAUGUAAAGUGUGGACAAGAGGCAGGGCUACAGAGGCACCAUCUGUUCUUCCAACCAGCCGUCAUUAGAAGAAGUGGCUACGUCAUGAUGUGAAGGCAUCCCCACUCUGCGUCUUUUUCAUGUUCAGUAAACGGGAAACGGUGAAGUCAUGUCUGUUUUGCUGAGGAAAAUAAGGCACACAAACUCAGCAGCUGCUUCUGUGCUAGAACGAGCAGAUUUUUGUACAGAUUCAGAGAUCCAGUCACUGACUAGGGAAGACCUGCAUGAGUUGUUUCCUGGACCUGAAAAACUGAAACUGAGAAAGACAAUCUUUGGAAUAAUACAGAAACCGAAACCAAUUGAUGUGAUCCUGAAAGAGCUCAAAGGUUUCAUUCCACAUGACUCUCUCAGAGAUGCUCUAUCUAGAAAUGGAGUCUUGGUUGACUACCUUCAUGUCCUGAAGGACCUGAGGACUCAAGUAAAUAAUGUUCAGAGUUUCCUCGAAGCUCAUAUUGGUCUUCUGGAGGACAUUAGUCAAGUUCAACCAGACCAGGAACCUGAAAGAGGUGGUUUUCCAGGCACAAGCGCCUCAGGCCCCUGUGCUCCUGUAGAGCAAAACAACAUCCCAGCUGAUAUCCAUCCAUAUGGAGCACAUGUGAUGUACCAGAUGGUGGUCAGUGGUAAAACCUUUGAUGCACAUCUUCAGUUGAUGGCCAAGGUGCAGGCUCAAGUUCAGGACCGAGUCCAGCUCAUUUCAUGCAGCCAGGAUGGUCAGAUAAUCAUCGUCUUCUGCCAAAUCAGUUCACACACCGGGACAGACAUUGAUGAAGCCAUGACUAAUGUAACAGAUGACGUACCCACUAUUCUGGUGCUGAUGCACCACACACACAAAGUCAAGCACACAGUGUCAAUGAAGCCUAGGUCUGAUUACUCAAAUAUUGUGUUGUAUGUCAGUCUUUUCUACCACGAGGCAGCGCAUGGAUUGCUGAGAUGUCGAGAGAAUUCAGUCGCUGUCUCUCAGAUAAAAGACAAAUUACUGGAAUUCAGUAUUCCAAUAAAUAAAUGGGGUUUAAAUGGUGAAUAUAAUAGGAAUGAUAAUAUUGCUGGUGAUGUAAAUGCUGGCAGUGAGUUUGGUUUCAGAUUGUUUAGCAGUAGCAGCAGCAGCAGCAGUAGUACUAGUAGUAGUAACAGUGAAAGUAAAAGUGUAUGGGAGGGUGGUGAGUAGAAGGGCCAGCUCUAUUUUUGGGAACAAUGUUAUUUUUCCUUGUAAGACAAAGAAGAAACUUGUGUUACUUUCUUUGUUCAGUCAGGUAAUAUAGAUAUAAAUAUUUUUAACUUUCUAUCAAUGUUUUGCUUGUUGAUUUGUUAUU